AUGACGAAUCCUGCUGUCGUCCUCUUCAAUUGGUCUAGCCUGUCGAUAUUCGUCCUUGCGAAUAUACCUCAAGGUUUGAUGACUCGCAGUGAAGUACGCCUAGCAAUGCAGCUAUUGAUACCCGCAAUUCUUGCAAUCAGCCAUCGCUUCCUCAACGUUGGAGCCGAAAUAGCCUGUCUUUUGAUAGCCACAUGGGUUUAUAACGACCUAAAAGCAAUGAUGAUGGGUGGAUACAGCGCAACUUUCUCGCUGCUCUUGCUUUCUGAAUUUGCAAUCGGAAUUCUUUGA
Sclerotinia sclerotiorum 1980 UF-70 is the source of this 288-nucleotide messenger RNA. RefSeq lists its product with no specific name. The transcript has a single exon. Bases 1 to 288 code for a protein of 95 amino acids. NCBI's taxonomy places the organism in Eukaryota, Fungi, Ascomycota, Leotiomycetes, Helotiales, Sclerotiniaceae. The record is from RefSeq and is a predicted model, not a curated record.